AGGAUUUAACAGUUCAUAUGAGAACUCACACAGGAGAGAGACCUUACUCAUGUGUAACCUGUGGAAAGUGUUUCAGUCACAAAUGUACUUUGACUUCACACCUAAGAACUCACACAGGUCUAAAGCCUUUCUCAUGUCUGACCUGUGGGAAGAGUUUUGGCCAGAGAGGUCACUUAUCUUCUCACCUGAGAGCACAUACAGGAGAGAGGCCUUUCCUAUGUGUAACUUGUGGAAAGGCUUUCAGUAGAAAAAGUUAUUUAUCUCAUCACCAGAGAAUUCAUACAGGAGAGAAGCCUUUUUCAUGUUUAAUCUGUGGAAAAUGUUUCACUCUCAAAACAACUUUAACUUUGCACUUAAAAACUCAUAGUGGUGAGAAGCCUGUUUCAUGUAUGGCUUGUGGCAAAAGUUUUAGCCAGAGAGGAUACUUAUCUGCUCACCUUAGAGCUCAUACAGGAGAGCGCCCUUUCGCUUGUAUAGAAUGUGGAAAGGUUUUCAGUCAGAAAAGUAGUUUAAAUCGCCACCAGGAAGCUCAUACUGGGGAGAAGCCAUUUUCAUGCAUAAACUGCGGCAAAGGUUUUAUUCAUAAAAGUUACUUGAACAGCCACAUGAGAGUACACACAGGAGAGAAGCCUUUUGAAUGUAUGGCAUGCGGAAGAGGUUUUGUUCGAAAGUGUCAUUUGGACAGUCACAUGAGGGGUCAUAGAGGUGAGAAGUCUUUCUCAUGUAUAACUUGUGGAAAAGGUUUUAAUGAAAAACGCAGCUUAAAUAGCCACAUGAGAAGUCAUACAGGAGAAAAGCCGUACCCAUGUAUAACAUGUGGGAAAGCUUUCAAUGAUAAAGCUGCAUUGAAUGUUCACAUGAGAGUUCAUACAGGAGAAAAGCCUUUCUCAUGUAUAACCUGUAAAAAAUGUUUCAAUCAAAAAGUUAGUCUGAUAAGCCACAUGAGAACUCACACAGGAGAGAAACCUUUUUCAUGUAUGAUCUGCCAAAAACGGUUUACUGUAAAAUCUAAUUUGGAUAACCACAUGAAGACCCAUACAGGAGAGAAGCCAUUCUCAUGUACAACCUGCGGAAAAUAUUUCAGUCGCAAAGCUCACUUGAAUGGCCACACAAAAACUCAUACCGGGGAGAAGCCUUUCCCUUGUACAACCUGUGGCAAAAAUUUCCGUCGCAAAGCUCAUUUAAAUAAUCACAUGAGAACUCAUUCAGGAAAGAUGUCUUUUCCGUGCAUAACCUGCGGAAACAUGUUUACACAUGACAAUGAUUUAAAUAGCCACAUGGGGCUUCAUGGUGGAGAAACCCCUUACUCAUGUAUAGCCUGUUGGAAGGGUUUUAAUUAAAAAUAAAAGUUCUGCUUGUUUUGGAACUCAUACAGGGGUCUGUUUCACAAAGCAGGUUUGACAAACUCAGAUUUAAAUCCUCAGCUCUUAACUGAAUUAGCCUCAGGUUGGAAACUCUUGAGUUUUCAGUUUCAAUAAGGCUGUUCUUGUUCAGUAAACUGCUGUCCUCUGUUUUGGCUGUCCUUAGUGCUAAUUACAUUAUUUUAUUUCCUAAUUUAGUUCGAAGAUUUCUGUUUUAGUUUUGUGCAACCACAAAAAAAAAUCAUUCACUAGGUCCGUUUGACACAUUAGCUUUUAAAAUCAAAUAUUGCAUGACGAGGAUCCUAUUAAAGAAUUAUUACCAUAAAUUCACAAAGAAAUAUUUAUAGGGAUUGGAUUCUACAACUCAGCUGACAGGCUAUGAGAUUUAUUGGAGUUUGUUUUGUUAAAUAUGGGCGACAUGCAGAUAUUUUUUUCUUUUUUUUUUUUUUUUUUACAGUACAUGAAGAACUCAGAUUAUUUUCAGAUUACACUUAAAUAGAUUAAUUAAUUUCAUGGGAUAAAAAGUAAUUACUGAAGAAUUAGGAUUCCUUCAGUGAUAACAACAAUCUACUGAGCCUAAUAACGGGCAUUUAUUUGUAUUACAACAACCGAAGCAGCUACAAACAGCCACUUAAUAUUUACUGCGUAAUGGAAGACAGAAUCAAAAUGAGGAGGAACCCCAUGAGAUGAUGCACGGGUCUUACCUGUUAGAACAACAUUUUGAUACCCCAACUUCACUAUGUAAUGUUAUCAUAGUUUCCACAGGGUAUGGCAAGCCAUUUUGAUAUGUAUUAGUUUGACUGGAGGUGUAUUUCACAUAUCUGAAAAAACAUUGUGUUCUUGUCAUAAUGGCCAUUUCAAACAAAAUGACGUCCUUCACAUCUAGAAUAGAAAUUCU
Cyprinodon tularosa is the source of this 2259-nucleotide messenger RNA. RefSeq names its product zinc finger protein 84-like. The record is from RefSeq and is a predicted model, not a curated record. Bases 18 to 1340 code for a protein of 440 amino acids. Gene Ontology annotation, cellular component: nucleus. Gene Ontology annotation, biological process: regulation of transcription by RNA polymerase II. The transcript has a single exon. Gene Ontology annotation, molecular function: DNA-binding transcription factor activity, RNA polymerase II-specific; RNA polymerase II transcription regulatory region sequence-specific DNA binding. Lineage: Eukaryota; Metazoa; Chordata; Actinopteri; Cyprinodontiformes; Cyprinodontidae.